Pygocentrus nattereri (red-bellied piranha) is the source of this 5503-nucleotide messenger RNA. It is a transcript of the gene kirrel1b, whose product is annotated as kirre like nephrin family adhesion molecule 1b. Gene Ontology annotation, molecular function: cell adhesion molecule binding. The transcript is spliced from 15 exons. The record is from RefSeq and is a predicted model, not a curated record. Lineage: Eukaryota; Metazoa; Chordata; Actinopteri; Characiformes; Serrasalmidae. Gene Ontology annotation, biological process: cell-cell adhesion. Gene Ontology annotation, cellular component: cell-cell junction. Bases 224 to 2665 code for a protein of 813 amino acids.
UGUCUAGUUAAUGAAGGCGCGGAAGGAAAGCGAAGCCACAGAGCCAGAGGAGGAGGCGACACACUCCCUCACUCACAGCCUGAGAGACUGAGAGGAGAGAAUGCUCUGGAGGAACAUGUGGACAGACACACAGCACCGCCGUCAUUAGUUCAAGGAUUAACUGCUCACACACCGCGGGGUGUAUUGAUGGUCCGGUGGGCAGCUGCGGAACGGGGGCUGAGCCAUGGCUUCGGUUUGGAUUUUAACUUUAGCCAUCGGGGUCGCCGUUCACAAAGUGGUGUGUGGGCCGAGGUUCUCUCAGGAGCCAGCUGAUCAGUCGGUUGUUUUUGGUGAACGAGUAGUGUUGAGCUGUGUGGUGUUUAACUACACCGGCAUUGUCCAAUGGACCAAAGACGGACUCGCACUUGGCAUCGGAGAGGACCUGAGGGCGUGGCCUCGUUACCGUGUGUUGCGGAUAGUGGACGUUGGUCAGUAUAAUCUGGAGAUUUCCUCGGCAGAGCUGUCGGAUGAUUCUCUGUAUGAGUGCCAGGCCACUGAAGCCGCUCUCCGCUCCAGAAGAGCUAAACUCACUGUACUCAUUCCUCCUGAUGAUCCAGUGAUAGAAGGAGCUCCAGAGAUUCUGCUGAUGGCUGGGGUUUCCUAUAACCUGACAUGUGUGUCUCGAGGAGCCAAACCGCUGUCUACUAUAGAGUGGUACAAAGACGGAGUGAUAGUAGAAGGAGCCCAUACUAGCACUGAGGUCUUACCUGAUAGAAAGCGUGUGACCACACGUAGCUUUCUGCCCAUCCAGCCAGUGGAUACAGACACUGGACGCAACUUUACCUGUGCGGCCUCUAACCUGGCUGUACCGCUGGGCAAACGGACCACUAUCACACUUAACGUCCACCAUGCACCUACGGUUUUAUUAUCAAUCUCACCCCGUUCCGUUCUAGAGGGGGAGAGAGUAACAUUUACCUGCCAAGCUACAGCAAACCCUCCCGUCAUGGGUUAUAGGUGGGCUAAAGGUGGAGUAAUUCUGGAGGGAGCGAGGGAGAGUGUGUUUGUGACGACGGCAGAUCACUCCUUCUUCACUGAGCCCGUUUCCUGUCAGGUGUUUAAUGCUGUGGGCAGCACCAAUGUCAGCAUACUGGUGGACGUACACUUUGGUCCGAUCCUGGUGGUGGAGCCAAGGCCAGUGACUGUGGAUGUGGACUCUGAUGUCACUCUGAACUGUAAAUGGGCAGGAAAUCCUCCUCUAACCCUCACCUGGACAAAGAAAGGCUCCAGUAUGGUUCUCAGUAAUAAUAAUCAGUUGUAUCUGAAGUCAGUGAGUCAGGCGGAUGCAGGGCAGUAUGUGUGUAAAGCCAUCGUGCCCAGGAUUGGAGUCGGGGAGACGGAGGUCACACUCACAGUAAACGGCCCGCCAAUCAUUUCAAGUGAACCCAUUCAGUACGCUGUAAGGGGGGAGAAGGGUGAGAUCAAAUGCUACAUUGCCAGCACCCCUCCUCCUGACAAAAUUGUGUGGGCAUGGAAGGAGAAUGUGUGGGAGAAAGAGAGAGGAACGCUGUUGGAGAGGUAUACAGUAGAGCAGAGUAAACCUGUGUCACAGGGGGGUGCUGUUCUCUCCACUCUCACCAUCAACAACGUCAUGGAGUCGGACUUUCAGACCACUUACAACUGCACUGCCUGGAAUUCAUUUGGCCCGGGCACCAUGAUUAUCACUCUAGCAGAGACUGAUAUUGUGCCUGUGGGAAUCAUAGCUGGUGGAACAGUUGGAUCCUCCAUGCUGCUGAUCCUGUGCCUGCUUGCUCUGGCCUUCUACCUUUACCGCCAGCGCAAAAGCAGUCGUCGUGGGGUCACGCUGAAGCCGGACAUCAAGGUUGAGACGGUCAACAAAGAGACACAUAGCCUGGAGGAAGACUCAGCCAGCGUCUCCACGGCAACUCGCAUGUUUCUUCCCUCUGUCUCCCUCUCUCCCUCCACUCAGCCUUUCAAAGACGACAUGGACCUGAAGCAGGAUGUGCGCAGUGAAACGCUGGAGACGAAAGAAGAGUACGAGCUGAAGGACCCCACGAAUGGCUACUACAACGUCCGAGCGACAACCCAUGAUGAAAUCCACCCGGGCUCCCGCUCUGUGCUUUACCAGGAGUUCCGCCCACCAAACCCAGCUUCUGUCUCAGCCUCAGCAACUGGGCCGACAGCCGUCAUAAACCCCGCCCCCAUCGGCCGUUACGAGCCACGCCCACCAUCCCGGAUCGCCCACACCACCUACGCACACUUCAACACCAUCGCCAGAACCAAACAGAGCCAAGCCCCUCCUAACCCGCCUCCUCAGACCACAGACUAUUCCAGAGAAUGCGGCCUGCUGGAGUCCACCAAUCAGCUUGCCUACGACAGCUACGGCUACCCAACCACAGCCCAGUACUCUCAGUACAGGCUCGGCUUCGCCCCGCCCUUGGAGGAAGGCCCGGCCUAUGAGAUGUAUCCCACAGGACAAGGGGUAGGGUUGAGUCAAGGGGUAGGGUUGAGUCAAGGGGUAGGGUUGAGUCAAGGGGUGGGGCUGAGUCAAGCGCCGGGGCCAGACCCCGCAUUAGGGAAGUAUGGAAGCUCGACACGUUUUUCCUAUUCGUCCCCGCAAACGGAAUACUCUCAAAGACACACCCAGAGAAUGCAGACACAUGUAUGAGUGUGUGAUGGACAUGCUGAUACACACAUACACUCACACCGAGCUCGCAGAAAUGGCAAAAAAAAACAAAAAAAAUAAUGAAAGAAAAGAAAAAUCACACCACAGACGAUGCUGUGUCCAGUUUGAAGUACGCUAAGGGUGUAAAUCUCUGAACUAAUGAUUCAAUUCAAUCAUGAUUCUUUAGGAAACCAUUUAUUGCAUCAUGGAAUCUUUUUGCCAUGAUACAGUUAUUUCUAUGAUUCAUAAUUACCUAGAAAACUACAGCUAAUACACAAUGGAACUAGUUACACAGUAGUGAAAUACACAGUACUGUGCACAAGUCAGGCACCACUGUUCAUUUAUGUCAUUUCCAUCCAAAAUAAGGAGAAAAACCUUUUCUGAACACUUGGCAGUUUUUCAAAGAAAUCUGCUGGGAUAUUUGUUUCACACCUCCAACGUUCAGUCUUAGAAGUUGGUUGCAUUUUCUGUUUCUCACAAUCCAAGUAAUGGAAAACACAAUGAGGGAGUCAAGGUGUGCACUCUGGGGUGGUCAGUCCGUUGUUCUGAGAACUCCAACCGCUUUGCAGAUCUGAUUUGGCAGACCUGAAGCAUUUUCUGCAAAGAUCGCAAGCUUUAAGUACGGUUUAUCUGAUGGAAAGUUUUAGUGGUCUUCUAGAUCUGGCAUGGCUGUUUCUUUCAAUAACUAUUUGAGUUCCAAUUUUGGGAACUCCUGUUUUAACCUUUGACUGUCCCCAGUCGGGUUAUGUCUCAUUUCUCAUUAGAAAUACGUCCUGAAAAAUAAAUAAGUAGAACUCAAUAGCUGAAAAUGAAUAAAGGGUAGCCGCUGACUUUUUCACAGUACCACAGGUAGUAAAACAGUAGUCCGAUCUUUCCGUUUUAUUUUCAUUUUUUGAAUAGAGUCUGGAAUUUCGUUUUGGCCAAGAAAGAGGGCAUGAGUUACAAAGUUACAGCCCUGAUGCAGUUGAAAUGUCACCUUUAGAUCAAUGCAUUUUCACACCUCCAUGAUACACCAACACAGCUAGUUUCACAAAUUAGUUUUGCCAUCUCUCAGUAAACACACACACACACACACACACACACACACACACAAAGACGCUGUAUUUUGUACUUUUGUAUCAUGUCUCCAUUGUGCGUCUCUUGAUGUUCUAACAGUGCCAAACCAAGACAAAGUGAGAAAGGAACGUCGUACAGACAGAACACAUAAAGCUGAAGGAAUUCAGUGGAGAGUAGAACAUGAGUGCAUACAGAAUGCGUGGAUUUAAUCCUCUCCUCUAUUAUCCUGCCAUCUCUCUUCGCCUGUCACUACAUGUAAAUAUAUUCAAAAAAGGGUCAAGAAACAUGAGAGCUUUUUAAAAACCAAGAAGCCCCUGAUUGUAUACAGCUGUUUUGAUGAGCCACUUUGCUGAAAUGAAGCAAUAGGAUGCUGAAGGAAUUUGCGUGGAAGUUCACUCUCAUUGACGUGUGCUGAGAGACAGACAGUGGGAAUCUGCGGAGGGCGCCAGAGUCACGUUCACUCUCGAGCAACAAACGCAGCCUGCAUCACUGGAGUGUGUGUAUGUGUGUGUAAAGGCCUGGAAACACCAAAUAGGUUUUUCUCUGACGCGACACAAUACGAACAUUGUGUCGUACCUGAAAAGAUGUUGAAUGUCUUGAAAAGGAAAACAUUAAACAAUCAAAACAAUAUCUUUGCUGCUGCCCCUCAUCAAAAGAACACCUCAGUCUGCUGCGAUGCAAACCGAGAAAAAUAAUGUAACAUGUACAUCACAAGUCAUAUGGUUUAUUGCCGACUGUCUUGGCAGCGCGUCAUGAUGUUUGCUUUGAACUGGCAGCUGGUGCACAUGCUUAUAGGAGAACAUCCAACAAUGGAUCGAAUUCUUGCAGUUCUUUGGAGAAUCCAAGGAAGGAUGGAUUACUUCAUAUUGCCAAAUUGCAAAACAAGACCACAUACAACAGAUUAAAACAGUGUUUCCCAAUCCUGGUGCUGUGCACAUCUUUGAAAAGGGUUUGUUUACUAAGUUUGUUUACUAACUCAAACUCAAGAAAAAAUAUUUCUAUAAAAAGGCCCAAUAAUAAUAAAAGGUCUUAGGCAGCUGAGAAAGACACAUAAGGCUGUUUAUCUGAACAGUAAGCCUUUAUUUGUUAAGAACACAGUAACAUCACAGAAUAAAUACACACAAAUAAAUAAACAAUACAUUGUGACCUAUUGUGUGGCAGAGUGACAGUUCAAACAUUUCCAAAGCUCUCCAGGAGGAAGUUCUUCUAACCAACAUAGUAAUAACUUUUUAAAAACAAAGCAUUCUUGUUACAUUUUACAGUGUUUGUUUAAAAUAAUCAUGAUUAACUGCCUUAUAUAUUGGAGUUAAUCACGAUUAGUCAGAUUUGCUCAGAUUUGACCCUAAACAGAGAUUUCCCACUUAAUAUAGCUUGGAGUGGACGAGCUUCACCAGAACGUAUGUAUAGCUGUCAGUAAUUCAGCAGGAACCGAAAAUCCUGUGAACACAAGGUAAACAUGUAUACAGGUCUGUUGAUGUAUCUAUAGUUCUACACUUCUAGUCUUCUGAAGGCGUCCUGCAGUGCUAACGUUACAUCUGUUACUGAUACUGGGGCAUCAGUGGUGUUUUGCUUGGAAUUAAUACUUCGUACUCAACAUUCUUCUGUGAUGAAUUCACAGCAUGUCAGUAGCUUUUAUCAGGACAGCCAUCAAUGGAGCUUAAAGCAGGGGUGUCCCUACUUAGCCACAGGGGGCCAGUGUGUGAUAAGUCGAAUGGAAUCAGGUGGGCUUCUGCUUGUUUGGAAUGAAAACCUGCAGCCACACUGGAUAAGACUGCGGAUAACACA